Homo sapiens (human) is the source of this 2866-nucleotide messenger RNA. It is a transcript of the gene DMRTC1B, whose product is annotated as DMRT like family C1B. Gene Ontology annotation, biological process: regulation of DNA-templated transcription. The transcript has 7 exons. NCBI's taxonomy places the organism in Eukaryota, Metazoa, Chordata, Mammalia, Primates, Hominidae. Gene Ontology annotation, cellular component: nucleus. The coding region runs from base 1860 to 2438 and encodes 192 amino acids. The record is from RefSeq and is a predicted model, not a curated record.
ACCAGAAUUUUUGGAAAAGUAUCCACUGUGAUGGGCCUCUCUUCCUGGAGAACAGACGCCUUUGUCCUACUUGCUAGGAAGAUAUUUUUCCUGCACUGUUUUUGGGUUUUGGUUUUUGUUUUUUGGCACUGGAAUGACCCGGAGUCACCCGGGAGCUCCCAAGAGGAGGAUGCAGGGUCCCAGGUCAACUAUAUUACUACUCAUGGCUGCCACUUACUGAGGGCCUAAUACACAUCAGACACUCUGUCGUGUGGAUUACAUAAGCUGACACUUAUCUUUCCAACGGUCCUGCAAGUUCAAUGUCAGUCAAAUUUUACAGGGUGUAAUCUGGAGCCGGAGACUUCAAGAUACUUGUCCAAGGUCACACAGAUAUUUACUGACAAAGCUGGGACUUGACCCCAGGUCUGACUAAAACGUGGGCGCACCAUGCACCACCCUGGCACCUGAGAACCCCUCCCAGCCUUAAUGGAGCCUUCUGUGUCUUGCACCCAGUCCCUAGCCCCCAGAUAUUCCUGCUGUCUUAAUUGUUAUUGAUUGCUGCAUAAAAAACUACCCCAAGCAUAUCAAGUUAAAAUGAUAAGCAGUUUUUCUCUGAGAGUUCUGUAGAUCAGGGAUCCGGGUAUGGCUUAACUGGAUCCUCUACUUCCCAGUCUCUCACAAGGCUGCCAGCCCAGGGACAACAGUCUCAUCUGUAGGCCUGACUGGGGAAGGAUUGACUUCCAAGCUCACUCAUGCGGCUGUUGGCAGGAUCCAGUUCCUCAUCUGUAGGCUCAGCUGGGGAAAGAUAGACUUCCAAGCUCACUCAUGUGAUUGUUGGCAGGCUCUAGUGGGUCGCUGGCCUGAGGGCCUCAGUUCCUCUAUGGCUGUUGGCCAGAGACUUUCAUCAGCUCCUCGCCAGCUGGCCUUCUCCAUCUGGGCAAACACGCGUGCAGGAAGAGCCUGAGGGAGAGAAUGAAUGCCAGCAGGUCAGAAGUCACAGUCUUGUUAUAGCCUAAGCAUGGAAAUGACACGCCAUCACCUUUGCCAAAUUUUGUUGGUUAGAAGCAAGCCACUAGGUCCAGCCCACCCUCAAGGGGAGGGAAUUCCAUAGGAGCAUGGGUGCCAGGAAGGGGGAUCCUUGGAAGCCAUUCUGGAAGGCUGCCCACCACACCUGCUCCUGCACCCACCUCAGUAUAGUGAGCCCCUUUGGGUAUCAACCACCUUGACGGAGCAAAUGGUUGAUGGGCCACCUUGGACUGUGCUAUGUGGCCUGCAUCUAUCUGAUCCCACCUCUCUUCCAGCAGGCCCAGGACUCGAGUCUGCCUGGCCUUGCCUUCCUCCCCAAACCUACCAGCUACUCCUGGCCACUGAGCCCAUGAGAUGUCACAGCAGCUGAAAAGGGACCUGCUCCCUGUGACUGAAGCACACACCCAUCACUCGGGUGGGACUGGGACCCAGGAUGGUGCUCCAGGCCUCUCCUGGUAAAACAGAGGUGAAGGGCUCAGCUCUCCCACUGAGACAGGGCCCACCUCAGGAGAACACGGGUACAGGUGGGAGAGGGCUGGGUCCAGAGUUAUCUGUGAAAGCUGCAGAGAUGUUCUUGCUUUUACCCUCUGGGUUGGGAUUCUGGGUAGAAUCCCCCCAAGUUCUCCAGCAGGCAUCACAGAAACAUCUCUAAGGCAACGUGGGAGCACCCAUGCCAGAGAAGGAGCUGCUCUGAAGCUGCGUGGAGACCCAGAAGUGUUCAGACGCCUAAGAUGGGGGACCUACUCUAGGGAGGAGAGGAAGAACGCCUCAGGGUCUUGCCUGCUGUGAGUGCCUUGAAGAGGGAGCAGCGGGCACGAUCAAAGAGACACCUGGCUCAAGGACCAAUAAGGAGUAUGGCUGCCCCUCCCAAAGCUCCCAUCCGUGUCAGGAAUUUGACCAUCAGAGCAGGAGCCCUCACUGGGAAGGAGAACAACAUGCUGCAGCCCGAGACCCACAUCUUCACAGCCCCCGAGGAGGGGAGCUCCCAAGGGGCUCUGCUGCUUGGCCAGGCCCCAGAACCUUUGUCUCUGCCCUGUACUCCAGUGACCUUGGAGCAGCAACUGGUUUCUCCUUCUGGGGAUCCCCACAGGGCCCCUGCCCUGCCCAGCAUAUGCUCAACUCUGAUCCUCCAGCCCUGUGCCACCCUUGACCCUCUUCUACUGCAGCCACAGGUCCCCAAAGUCUCUGACCAGGCUUUGGUUUCUGCCCACUCAGAGUGGCAGCGGAAGCUGGAGGCCGCUGAGGCUCUGCUGACUCUGAGAAACUCUGCCCAGGCCCCUCCUGACUCCAUCUCCCUGCACCAGCCUUGCAACCCACCAGCUCCUGCUGGAGAUAAAGGAUUCCAGCCUCCCAGCCCCUCUCUCCGCCCCAGGCCAGCCAGCUCCAUCUCGCUGCCUAUUGGACAUCUGGGAUGCAUCUCCCUCUUGAGCUAGGAACCCAGAGGAGGAGGCCUCAAUAGAGCACUGCCUAUUUGGUAUCCAGUUUCUGAAUGUGCAAAAUGGUUAACGUCCAAAACGCUUAACGUCUUUUUUUAAAGCCUUCAGGUGUUUUAUAAGCUUUUUAUUAUAUGGGGCAACUCCUUGGCUGAGGGUGGAUAUUCUUGUACCUCUGUCCCUUACUCUUUUGGAUGCUGGGGCCUUUUUCUGUCUCAUAAAGACAGGAUUGUGCAAUCUAAGUUGAUCAGUCUCUCAGUGGGGUUCUGUGUGAGUUCAUAUGCCAGAGUUUUUAUUCGUCUUGUGAUUGCUGACAUACCUGUGCACUCAUGUGUAUACCCCUGCAUGUGGAAACAUGAAGAUGUUUUCACUUUGUGUCUAGGUUUAUGUACGUGAACAAAUAAUAAACCGUUGUUGUUAUAAGGCAC